AUGAAAGUGCAUGAUAUUCAGCCGCCCGAGAAGUUUUUCUCUGGUGAUCCUCUUGAGACGGGACAUGCAAACGAUGGCCGGUGUUUCCUUAUGGAAUUUGGAGGACAGCUGCUCAUCAUUGUCAAGCUACAGCGACUCGUUAGGGUUCUCAAGUUUGAGGCCACGAGUGAUGAGCUUGUGCGUUUGAGGACCAUCAGCAACUAUGCCAUCUUCAUUGGUCAUCAAAGGUGCCUCGCUAUCUGCGCCGAUAAGUUCCCGUCGGUUGAGCCAAAUUGCGUCUACUACACCAAACACCGGGGUUCAUCGGCGCGCAUCUGCAGGUACAACCUAAAGGACGACAAAAGAGAGGUGAUCUCUAAAGCCGAUGAGUUUGUGAAGCAGGACAAGCAGUUUGUCCUCGCUGCUGACCGUCCUUUCACCAUCAUCCAGCUUCUCUCGAGCUACACCAUCAAUGUCCGGGAUUCUGAACUGCCCGUACAACAAGUCACAUAA
Molecule: messenger RNA, 492 nt
Organism: Triticum turgidum subsp. durum (durum wheat)
Lineage: Eukaryota; Viridiplantae; Streptophyta; Magnoliopsida; Poales; Poaceae
Source: the annotation of a GenBank genome assembly